AUUUCAAAUAAUAACGAUUUGCUAUGGUGGGUGCUUGAAAUUUUCCAUUUUUUGCUGGUAGUUUCUGCUUUGUCUAUGUCUACAGUUCUGGUUCUGAGAAAAUUUCUGCUUGACUGCAAUUUUAUUGGUCAUCCCAUUAUCUUUGUUGGUGUUGUUGUGGUGAUUUCUUUGAAAAAAUAUGCAUUUUAGUAGUAUUUGCAAAGAUGGGUAGACGAAAUUUCUCACUUGUUUAUUUAUUUAUUUUCUGUUUAUGAUUUUUAUUCCUGAUUUUGAGAAACAUUUAUAUGCUUGACAAUAUGACCAAAUACCCUCUGUAUUUUCUUAGUUUUGUGGUGAUUGCCUUCGAGAAAUGCAGUGGAGUGUUUCAUAACUCAAGCACAAGAAAUUUAUUUGUUUCCAAAUAAUUAUGGUGUUUGAUUCUUAGCUUUGCUGCUGAUUCUGCAAGGGGUUUUUUUAUUUUUUUUAUUCUGUCAUAUGGAAAUUUGGUUUUGUUUGUAAUAUUUUUUGAAAUCCAUUUGUCUGAUAGCUAUUGUUGGUAAUUCAAUUCGUUCGUAUCAAUCUUUUGAUUGUUUUGAAGAUUUGAUUUCUUGAAUUGUUUGUGAAGUUGGGUGUUUGAAGUUUUAGCUGUGCUUUCUUCAAAAUCAGACUUUCCAUACAGAUUAAUCAUCAUACCAAGAAAAUUUCAGCUCUUGGAGGAAGUAUGAAAUUGUUUUCAAAGUAUGAACCUGGUUUCGUCUGACUGCAUUUGUAAUGAAUAUAUUCCCUAAUAUAUCAAGGACCAUGUAUAAAAUAAGCCGGCCUCAUUCAAUUUUAAUUCAUCAUCUUUUUUCUUAUGGUGUUAUUGAGAAUGGUGGAUUACAGAAAACAAAAUGAAAUGAUCUCAUUUCCAGGGGAUUGGGGAUGUCCAGAUUUCAUGAGAAAGUCAAUUUUUUCUUUUGCCUUUUUUUCCCUGAUGUGUGUCCACUUCUUGAUCAUUUUGUAGUAAUUUGAAAAGGCAAGAUGGAAGAGAAGUGUGCAAUUGCAAAAGAUGUUACUGAACUAAUAGGGAAUACCCCAAUGGUAUAUCUAAACAAUGUAGUGGACGGUUGUGUAGCCCAUAUUGCUGCUAAGCUAGAGAUGAUGGAACCCUGCUCAAGUGUUAAAGACAGGAUUGGGUAUAGCAUGAUCAAUGAUGCAGAAGAGAAGGGCCUGAUUACGCCUGGGAAGACUGUCCUUAUCGAGCCUACCAGUGGCAAUACUGGCAUUGGAUUGGCAUUCAUUGCAGCAGCUAAGGGUUACAAACUUAUCCUUGUCAUGCCAAGUGUAGUGACUCUUGAGAGAAAAAUGGUUGUCCUAGCUUUUGGAGCAGAGCUGUAUCUGACAGAUAUAGCCAAAGGCAUUCAGGGGGUUUUUGAUAAAGCUGAGGAGAUACUGCAAAACACACCCAAUGGUUAUAUUCUUAACCAAUUUGAAAAUCCUGCCAAUCCAAAGAUUCAUUAUGAGACCACAGGACCAGAGAUUUGGAAAGGCACAGGGGGAAAAGUUGAUAUCCUGGUUGCAGGGAUAGGGACUGGGGGUACAGUUACCGGUGCAGGGCACUUCCUCAAGGAGAAAAACCCUGAGAUUAAGGUUUAUGGUAUAGAACCAGCUGAAAGUGCAGUUCUAAAUGGAGGAAACCCUGGCUCACAUAAGAUCCAAGGAAUUGGUGCCGGUAUCAUCCCCAAAGUUUUGGAUACUGAACUACUUGAUGAAGUUAUUCAAAUUUCAAGUGAUGAGGCCAUUGAAACUGCUAGGCUUCUUGCAUUAAAAGAAGGUUUGCUGGUAGGGAUAUCAUCUGGUGCUGCUGCAGCUGCAGCAAUUAAGCUAGCUAAGAGUCCAGAAAAUGCAGGCAAACUCAUCACGGUGAUUUUCCCCAGCUUCGGAGAGCGCUAUCUGUCUUCAGUACUGUUUGAUUCCAUAAGGGAUGAGGCUGAAAACAUGAAGUUUGAUUGAGUUAUUACUUGAUCUGGGAAGAGCCUUGCUAGCGUCAUUAGCCUUUUCCUUCACUUAUCAUUUGGCUGGAAUUACACUAGAAACCUAUUGAUCUCUGCAUUCCACUGUGGACUAGUCGAACGAAUGAUGAAUUAAUUUACUCAUAGCGAUGAAGUUUGAAUUUGAUA
This is a messenger RNA of Vitis vinifera (wine grape), 2138 nucleotides long. RefSeq names its product cysteine synthase. The transcript has 10 exons. Gene Ontology annotation, molecular function: cysteine synthase activity. Bases 1000 to 1971 code for a protein of 323 amino acids. The record is from RefSeq and is a predicted model, not a curated record. Gene Ontology annotation, cellular component: cytoplasm. NCBI's taxonomy places the organism in Eukaryota, Viridiplantae, Streptophyta, Magnoliopsida, Vitales, Vitaceae.